AUGCGGCCGGGGUACGGAGACGCACGACAGCCGCUGCCGGGGCGGUACGGGCUGUACCACUUCGGCACCAGCGGCGCCGCCGUCACCGCCACCAUCGCCGUCACCCAUCCACUCGAUGUUAUCAAAGUCAGGCUUCAAAUGCAGCUUGCUGGGCAAAGAGGAAACUUAGUUGGAAUGGGAACAAUAUUUACACAAAUGGUUGAAGCGGAAGGGACUCGAUCACUCUACCUGGGACUUGCACCAGCGUUGACAAGAUCUGUUGUCUAUGGUGGCCUUCGUUAUGCAUUUGGUUCAACAAACUUUGCUUUUAAAUUUGCAUCUGGAGUCAUUGCUGGGGGCCUUGCAACUGCUUUAGCAAAUCCCAUGGAGGUUUUGAAGGUGAGGUUGCAGAUGAGUAAAAGCAGUACCAGUACAAUAGGCGAGAUGAGGAAAGUUUUAGCGCAUGAAGGGUUCAAAGCACUUUGGAAAGGAGUUGGCCCAGCAAUGGCAAGAGCAGGUUGCCUCACCGCAUCACAAAUGGCAACUUACGAGGAGGCCAAGCAGGCAUUAAUGAAGUGGACACCACUUGAAGAAGGGUUUCAAUUACACCUCAUGUACAGUGAAUUCUCUAUUUCUAUAUUAUGA
This is a messenger RNA of Miscanthus lutarioriparius, 624 nucleotides long. The record is from the annotation of a GenBank genome assembly. NCBI's taxonomy places the organism in Eukaryota, Viridiplantae, Streptophyta, Magnoliopsida, Poales, Poaceae.